AAUAAUCCCGCUAGACAUACUGACAGCCUAUUUUUUAUUAGCUACACAUCGAUUAUUAAGUGUCUUUUUUCGGAUCUUUCAUUUGUACCGCGGGUUUUUAAGGAUGUCAGGUCACAACAUUGCCUCGAGGAGCUCGGAAAAGCUGCUUUUCUUUGGGUUUUUGGUUCUGGUUCGUUCGGUCUUGUGUCACGGGUUUGCUGAGGAGUUCUCCUCGGGCUCUUAUGAUUUUGGGUCUGUUAUCCUGGAGCCUCUGGACGGGUUGAGAAAGUACGCGGAGUCCAUUGUCGGCACCCAUGUGAUUGAGAUUGGUGCUGAGAAUGCUGUUUUGUACCUUGACUCAGUGUUUGGCCCUGAGAACAUCUAUUCUGUUGCAAUGUUUGUCGAAAUGUUGCUGAAGUUUGUUGCUGAAGGAGCUGCCAGUGGACUGAAUGUCAUUGCUGUGUAUGUAUCUGAGAUUCUCAGAGCUACAGGAGUGAACGAGACCGUAUCGGUGCCUCAUUUCACUGCUGAGGGUGUGUCUGCUGUGACCAAGUGGGCUUUGCUGGCUCUGAUCGCUUACUGGCUCCUGUCCUUGUUGCUGCGAGUCACCGUAAUGCUUGUAACGAGAGUGUUUUGGCUGAUUAAAGCAGUUGUGGUGCUGUGGCUGUUUGUGCGGAUCAUCGGUGACCCCGCUGCCUCCAGUGAAGUCACUACAAUGAGACUGAUUUUACUAGUGCUCAUCUGUGCUGUGUUUGGAGUCGCUACGAGCAGCGGCGGUGGGACAGGAGGCAGUCUGGAGAGCCGGAUGAGCAGACUGGAGGGACAAGUCAAAGGGCUGGAAGAGAUGAAAAUGAGCAGCAAUGAACAGUAAUGAGCAGCUUAAAACAAGCAUAUGGACUCAUGACAACAGGGAGAUGAGGACUCAAGGAGGACGUGUUUAAUGCAACUCAGAACAGCCUUAGGUAUUAAUAUCCGAUUUUGCCAGUUCUUUCUUGUUUUAAAUACAUUUCAUAGUUAAUUGGGCCAUGGAGACUACUCCCAUAUUGUUUUUUGUAAAAUGUAAAGCAAGAAGAAAGAACUUCAUCCCACAGCUCUUUAAAUUUCAUGUGGUACCAUUAAAAUUCUCGAUUGUU
This is a messenger RNA of Carassius carassius (crucian carp), 1112 nucleotides long. RefSeq names its product transmembrane protein 109-like. Lineage: Eukaryota; Metazoa; Chordata; Actinopteri; Cypriniformes; Cyprinidae. Gene Ontology annotation, biological process: cellular response to gamma radiation; intrinsic apoptotic signaling pathway in response to DNA damage by p53 class mediator. The record is from RefSeq and is a predicted model, not a curated record. The transcript is spliced from 4 exons. The coding region runs from base 104 to 850 and encodes 248 amino acids.